AUGGAGGAACAUGGCGAAUUUCAAUUAAUAAAUUCUCGUGACGUCUCCAACUGGGCAAUCCGGUUGUGCUACGAUCAGCUGCCACCUCGACGAGAAAGACAGGGGGUUGUAAAUGUUCUUUACGUUAUUGGGACUCUCAGUCGAGUAAAGAUAUCUACGAUGCGCAAGGACAUGGACGCGAAACUUUCGAAAGCUAGAGAACAGCUGCUCUCAUUUGGCUGCGACCUGAGAUUCAACCUCACGAUCUUUCCGCUCGAUGUUCCCAUACAUGGGAGUUCAACAACUCCGGGUCUUUCGGAAGCGGCUUUGGAGGCUGACAUGCAUAUAUUUGGAGGCAACGAAGCCUCGCCCGACACGACGUCGCCGGUGCCGUACGAGCCAAAUUACUUGGCAUAUUAUUAUGCAACCGAAGACGGGAUGGUUGCGAAUGAUCAUCGCUAUGUUAUCGGAAAAACCACGGGGUUGGGUAUUUUUAUGCCUGCAGUAGCGGAAGCAUUAGCGCGAGGGGGAGACUGGACGGGAGGCAAAGUUCUACAGGAGUGGUUCCCCGACGUCGUGAAAGAUCAUGCGGAUUGGCACGCAGUUGUCGGCCCUGAAGCUACAAGCCGUUCGACGUGGAUGGAGAAAGGAUACAGUGAAAUGCCCCUUCCAUUGAUUUGGUUCUUUCGUUUUCUGCCCUGGCAUGAACUCCAUGAUAUUCAGACCAAUAUGUGCGGAGCAAGCAGACUUGACUGA
Messenger RNA from Aspergillus welwitschiae, 735 nucleotides. RefSeq lists its product as uncharacterized. The coding region runs from base 1 to 735 and encodes 244 amino acids. The record is from RefSeq and is a predicted model, not a curated record. NCBI's taxonomy places the organism in Eukaryota, Fungi, Ascomycota, Eurotiomycetes, Eurotiales, Aspergillaceae. The transcript is spliced from 2 exons.